AUGGCUACAGACGUACAAUCAGUCGUAAACCGGCUGCUCACUGCCGACGCAUCCCAUCCACCACCCCACUAUGACUUCUCCUUCACCCCCUACCUCCGCAAAACAUUCGGCUUCGGCCUCGCCACCGACGUGCCCGUCUGCAAAGCCUUCAAAGAAGGCCACUGCCCUCUUGGUCCAACCUGUCCCGACCGCCAUCCCACGCCUUCUCGAGUGACAACAUCAUCCACAAACGCAUCCGGUCUCGCGCCAUCCGUCACCCACGGCUCCCUAGUUUGCAAACAUUUCCUCAAGGGUCUGUGCAAGAAGGGCUUCAAAUGCGAAUAUCUACACGAAUACAACCUACGGCGCAUGCCCGAGUGCGCAUCCUUCUCGCGCUCCGGAUACUGCCCCAACGGCGAGGAUUGUCUAUAUCAUCAUGUGCGUGAAACGGCUCGAUUACCUCGUUGUGAACAUUACGAACGGGGCUUUUGUCCACUAGGACCUAUUUGCGCAAAGCAGCAUGUUCGUCAAAGCCUGUGUCCGUUUUAUCUAGCUGGCUUCUGUCCUGAUGGGAGAUCGUGCCAACACGGUGCUCAUGCACGGUGGUCGGACAAUCUGCCCAAACCGCAGAUACGGGUUGAGAAGACGGAAGAAGAUUUGGAGAGGGAGCGGGCUCUGAUCCGAGAAGAACAGGAGCGGGAAGAGGAGCGACAGCAGCAAUGGAGGAGUGAGCGUGGUCGGGGUGGGUUUAUGCGGUACAGAGGACGAGGUCGGGGUCGAGGCAUGUAG
Molecule: messenger RNA, 768 nt
Organism: Talaromyces amestolkiae
Lineage: Eukaryota; Fungi; Ascomycota; Eurotiomycetes; Eurotiales; Trichocomaceae
Exons: 1
Coding region: 1-768 (255 amino acids)
Molecular function (GO): RNA binding; metal ion binding
Source: RefSeq, a predicted model, not a curated record